Messenger RNA from Stylophora pistillata, 1042 nucleotides. RefSeq names its product N-acetylaspartate synthetase-like. The record is from RefSeq and is a predicted model, not a curated record. Lineage: Eukaryota; Metazoa; Cnidaria; Anthozoa; Scleractinia; Pocilloporidae.
UUUUCAACUUACUUUUCUUUGAUCGUGGAUUAAAAGCUAUAAUUUCUUUGUGAAAGCCCGGAAAAGAAAACUCCUGCGCGCUUACAUUGCCAGCGGGUGAUCAUAUGAACUUGUUGUCAGAAGUCACGCGACCGAUCUUGGAAAGAUUUCUUCCCUGUUUAUCAGCGCCGAAACCUCAGACCAUCGCAAGGAAGUAUUGGAUCGCCGACCAUAUCGAGAAGGAGGAAAAUGGUUGAUGACACUGUUUCGUGCAGGAUUAGAACUGGAGAUAAAUCAGAUUUAGCAGCCACAUUUGCUUUGGACGAUGUCAAAAUACGCGCUUUUCAGAGUUUUGACCUGCAGGACUGCCGAGAAAUCUUCACGAAAGGCAUAGAAGCGUCGAUAAAUGAUGUGUUGCAGGUGGAUUUGCCACGAUAUUGUGCUAACGUAGGGGUUGAGAGUGUCUUCACACUCUUCUCCCUAUCAUUUUUAUGGUCUUUUUACAUUAUUGGCAGUUAUCUUGUAAUUGUUUUCAUUACUAUGUUAACAUUUUAUCUUAAUGCCUAUUACCAAGGCUGGAAAUACAUAAAUAGAUGCCUGGAAGCAGAUUUAAAAAACAUCAAGAACUCCUACAUGAUCCAAAGCGGGAGUCACAUGUGGGUGGCUGUGUGGCGUGACAAAAUUAUUGGUAUGGUUGGACUUCUUGAAAAGGAGAGCCAUAAACCAAGAAUCGCAGAGUUAAAGAGGAUGUAUGUUUCAUCUGAAUAUAGAGGGAAAGGUGUUGCUGCGAAACUGCUUGAGAGGGCAGUGAACUACGCAAAAAUUCACCACUAUGAUAGAAUUUUCUUGGAUACGACCUGUGUGCAUAAAAGGGCUCAUCGAUUCUAUGAGAAGCACGGUUUUCAUCUUGUGAAUGGUUCAUCCGUUUCCUCAGCUACUUCCAACAAAUCUUCAAUUGUAUGCCUUUGAGCUGCAGUUGUAAAAUUAACAGUGUGACAUUGGAGUUCCUCUCAAUCUUUGGAAAUUGCCAGGAAUUUGGUAGGUGGCUCUUGCAUUUAGUCGA